Messenger RNA from Aedes albopictus (Asian tiger mosquito), 1365 nucleotides. RefSeq lists its product as uncharacterized. The transcript is spliced from 2 exons. Gene Ontology annotation, molecular function: zinc ion binding; nucleic acid binding. Bases 26 to 1354 code for a protein of 442 amino acids. NCBI's taxonomy places the organism in Eukaryota, Metazoa, Arthropoda, Insecta, Diptera, Culicidae. The record is from RefSeq and is a predicted model, not a curated record.
AGCCAAAUUUCCUAAUUUGCGGAAAAUGGCCAGUAAGCGGCACGACAAUGGCGCAGUGGACGCUCCAGUCCGGAAAAUGAAGAAGAAGAACCCUAAGAUGGAUACGAUCGUGAAGGAGCUAGCGGAGGAGAAGUCGGCCAGAGUGGAGCUGAGCAAGCAGCUCGAAAAAGCGAACGAAACGAUAAAGGCGUUACAGAUGAGUCUGCGGUCCCCACGGAGCGAAAGCGUGGACAGCGCGGCGUUCUCGCAACAAGCAGGCCCGUCUAGUACCCAGCGACGCAGGAACGAAGCUGAAGCGGAACGAUCUCGGUUCUUGACGUCCGUUAACCAAAUGUCGCUCUCGUCAAUUAACGUCCCGGAGUGCAAACCCUCCGUAGCCGGAGAGCAAAUUGGACGACGCGAUUACGAGUCAUGGAUUGACCUUCUUACGGAUUCGCUGAAGUUAGCCGGCGUUGAGGAUGAACCGACGAAAUUUGUGGUUUUCAAGGUCAAAGCGGGUCCGAUGUUGUUGGACGUAUUCAAAAACACAAAAUCGACUCCGGAAAGCCCGAAGGAAGAAGAAUUCCCAUAUGCCAACGCAUUAAGCAGAUUGAAGUUGUACUUUGGCUCAGCAUCGGACAUAAUGCUGCAACGCCGGAAACUCGCAUUGAUGGUUCAGGGUACUGAGGAAUCGGAUUUGUCGUUUAUCAUGAGAGUGAAUUCCAUUGCUCGAUUGUGCGACUACAAAGAGGGGAAGGAAUUCGAAGAAAUCGUGAGCACGGUCGCCACUCACGCUAGAGACAAGGAUGUUCGCAUCGUGGCCCUGAAAAUGCUCAAUCGACAGGACUCCUUCACCGAGCUCGUGGAUGCAGUCCGUGAAAUCGAAGCGGUAAAAAUGAAUGAGGAAUACUAUCGUAUGCAGCACGAGAAGCAGGAGAAAAAGGCGGUGGCGGCGGUGAGCGCUGCUUUCCCGAAAGCCGAAUCAUACCGCCCUACUUUCAACCGUCGCUCGGUUCCGCGGGGAAGAUUUGGACACCCGUAUGCUGGUCACUCACGAUUUGACUCACAACGUUCAUCGAAUCGGGAAGGGGAGAGAAGUACCCACAAGGAGGAGGCUUACAGAUGCUUUAGGUGCGACAGCGUCUACCACAAAGCCGAGGCUUGUUAUGCUAUUGACAAGACUUGCCUGAAGUGUGGUCGACGAGGCCACAUUCAAAGAGCCUGCCGUUCAAUCAAGACUGAACAAUCUCGCAGACCAGGAGAAGAGGAUCGAAGCGUCAAGCCCGAGAAGGUGGCAUCUAUCGAAGUGGACGUCGUCGCCAAAGCAGAAGAGCACGCGGAUGAGCAGAACGUAGGUGUUGACAUUCCCAAGUAAAAUUCCCGCGU